Messenger RNA from Lymnaea stagnalis (great pond snail), 528 nucleotides. Lineage: Eukaryota; Metazoa; Mollusca; Gastropoda; Lymnaeidae. The record is from the annotation of a GenBank genome assembly.
CUCUUGAACUUGACACAGGUGACACCCGCCAAGACUGUUUCAAAGAAAAAACCCAUGGAUCCAGUUCACAUGUCAACACCUGUCAAUCCUAAUCAACUUCACAGCUCAUCACGUUCAGCCACAGUCAACAAAAUGCCAUUGUCAAAUUAUCGUAAUAGGGAUGAAAACAAGGAAAACUUCAGUCUAGUGACAUCAUCAGUGAAGAAAACUAUUAAAGGCCACCCAAUUACAAAGCAUGGUCCAGAAAUAACACCACUGUCUUCCAUACCACAAUGGCACAGAAAAAGAAUACUUUUAUCCUGCAAUUCUGUUCCUUCUAACAACAGCAAUGAUGCUACAAAGACCCUAGACAGCACUGCAGGGUUAACCCAAAUAUUCCAGAAGGCUGAUCGCAUUGGUGAGCUCAUCAAUCAAGAUGUUUCCGAUAUGGCCACUGAAGACAUGGAUGAGUUUGAGAAGUUGAUAAUGGAAUUUGAAAAGGAAUGCAUGAAUGGCCAACUAUUCAGCUCAGGUAAGCUUAACUUUUAA